Molecule: messenger RNA, 2737 nt
Organism: Vitrella brassicaformis
Lineage: Eukaryota; Vitrellaceae
Source: the annotation of a GenBank genome assembly
CAGACACAGACAGACGCAAUGGAUGAGUUUGAGUCCAUCGGACGAGACACAGACAAAGAGAGCCAGCAACACACAUGAUUGAGUGACUGCUGAUGAAUCAGGCUGCACAACACUUCACGGAAAUGACCCACAUAGCAGACAUCUCUUUCUCUUAUCCUGCCUUGGCGCUGAGGUCGGCAUGGCGCCUGCAGCGACACAAGGCGCAAGAGUGCCGAAGAAAGUGUGUCUCGUCUCGCCAAGCGUACGUACCAUGAACAGGUGGUGCAGCGGGGCAGACAAUGCACGGCUGAGGAGUCGGUGAUGUGGGGAGGCUCGUUGUUCCCAAAGCGACCGUCUCGUCUCUGUUCUCCGGCUGCUCGGGCGGCCAGUGUCUCGUCAAAUAUCGCGGGCUGGUGAAUCUCCCUUUCUUGUGCAGCAUGGAGCCAAGACGGCUGCCGAUGACGGUGCUCUCGUACCUCGGCAGCCGUGAAAUGUCACCGUCCGCCCAUAUGUCAAACACUUUCAUGCGCUCACUUUGGACGUCAGUCCAGUACCAGCCUCGCGAUUCCUUCAGUGACUCCCCGUCGCUCUCCGUCGUCGUGCGCUCCUCGAUCCCUCUAAUGCCUCUCUGCUGGCUGACGGCCUUCGUGGGGCUUGACGGCGGUGUCGGCCUCUUGAUAGCGUCGCCCUUGUCACUCGUUUGGAUGGCCUCCUUGGGUGACCCAGGUCCUCUAGAGGGAGGGGCAGGGGACGAGAUUCCGCUCAAUGGAUGGACAGGUGAAUCCCCCGUGUGAUCCGUCUCAGUAUCCUCCCUGCAGCUGCCGGCGGCUUUUUUGCACCAAGGGGGCGAAAGAGCCGAGGGGUGGGGUGUGGAUGGGGCGCCAGGCCUUUCCAAUGCGUCGCAGAGCGCCCUAACGGCAUUGCAUAGGGCGGUCACUCUCAUCUGGUAGUCUGCAUGAUCGACGCUCGCGGCUGCAGCGACACGAGGCGCAGUAAGGGCGUCCCGUGGGCUGAUGUCGUCAUGUUCUGUGCCAUAAGAGUACGUCUCAGCCGCCUCCCGUUGCUGCGCAUCGCCAUCUUGCCCAUCAUACGGUGGUGGGUCUGCACAAGGUCUUGUCCGGUGCCUCAGGAGGGCCUGCUUCAGCGCUGAGGUGUCGAAAUCCUCACAUCGCAACACCGAUCGCAUCUCCAUGUUGUCGGUCUGUCGUGUCCUCGCCUGUGGAGAGUCCCCCCAGCCGAACCGUGGCAGUGACGCAUCAACAGCGGAAAGGGGAGACGGCCGACCGCGGAAUGUGAAGACAGGACUGUCCGUGCGGGACUUUGCAUUGAGCGUGGGGCUCGCUGUUGCUUCGUUGGAGGGCCGUGCAGCAGACUGAGUUGCCAACCUCGCCUUGGUUGCUGGUGUGCGGGCGGUAUGAUCCGCUCUCGAUGACAGAGUGGUCUUGUUGAGCCUCUUGAGCCGUCUGUUGAGCCGGUCGACAGCAGUGAGUGUCGCAGCCAGCUUGCGAGCCUCAGAAGGGAACACUUGCUCAGUGAAGCUCUUGCACAUCCGCAUCGUGUCUCCCAGGAUUUUGGCCCGAAGGCUCUUGGCUUCCCUCAGGACGCCCUUGGGAGCUGGUGCCCUCAGAUACUGACCGCUACUUCUGACGGAGGCGGCUGCUGUUGCACUGUUGGGCCGGAUAGUGCUGGCUGUGGACUUUGUCCUGGUCGGCUUCGCCCUUCGUGCCACAUUGGCUUUGGUCGAUGGUAGGCUUGUACGGGACGGCGCAGAAGGCACUGGCACCUGUCCACAGCGACAAAAGGAUGCAAAGCGAAGGCCCUCCUUUGGCAGAGUUCAUUUACCUGAGAGAAGAGCGAUGCCUUGAGAGGCUCCGCACGAUACGGCGGCACCAGCAGCGACGGCAUCUUGUACUCUGGAAAGUUCCACAUGGACAAGCUGCUCAGCCUCUCAAAGAAGCGAUCCUCAUCAACAGAACUCAUUGGCAGGACGGCAGAAGAUGCUGGCACCUCAUUGUCUGUCUUGGCUCCACCCAUGACGUCCUCCGGGCUUGAGGGCCGCGACUCAGCAGCCAAACCCAUCGGCACCGGCUCUGGAACAUUGGUGUCGCCCUUCUUCACCUUGCCCUUCCUUCUCGCGCCUGCCGAGGCUGACGACGAUGGCAAAGGCAGCUUCUUCAGAGCUGCGCCGGCGGGUGGCCUCUGCUGAUCGGAGGCAAGUCCUCUGGCGGUGGGCGCCGAUGACCGGCUCCUCCUUCGCAUAAGCGUUUCGGGCUCAGUCGUGUCCCCUUUUCUCUCGGUGCUGGCAGUCGAUCUGUCGGCAAUGGACGGCCCUGCUGCAGCCGACGUGGGAUCCUUCCUUUCAGCCUGUUGUUCCACGGCAAGUGGGCCCGUCGGUGAAGGGAGGAGAUCUAGAAGGAGGGGAACAGGUAGCCUGAGCUGAGAAACUGGUGGGGGCUUCCCAGCUGGUCCACUGACGUCUGCUGUCGACGUCACUCGAUGAGGCGGAGCAGAGGGAGACCGGCGGACAUGCAAACUGAAAUCGGGAGAGAGAGAGCCAUUGCAGUUGGGUGAAGGGCCUUGUGGCACCCUCACCUUUUGAUCGUUGGUUGCGCUGGGGCACCGGGAUGCGGCGGUGGUCUUCGGCCCUUCCUCAUUCCUCUGAGACGCGGUGAGACAAACUCCCGGCCCCGACGGGCCUUGCCUUUGCAGAUGCGUCGCUAAGUCUAUACCAAGCGCCGGCCGUACAAAUGAAUGCCCG